Messenger RNA from Megalobrama amblycephala (Wuchang bream), 2436 nucleotides. Its product is annotated as protein NLRC3-like. The transcript is spliced from 5 exons. Gene Ontology annotation, molecular function: protein binding. Bases 1 to 2436 code for a protein of 811 amino acids. NCBI's taxonomy places the organism in Eukaryota, Metazoa, Chordata, Actinopteri, Cypriniformes, Xenocyprididae. The record is from RefSeq and is a predicted model, not a curated record.
AUGAAGAGUGAUCAGUCCAUGAGUAAUCUACCAUCUGCAUCUAGUGAAGCAACCAUGACCUCUGAACCCAGCAUCAGCAGGAGGAAUAGACUGAGAUCAGAGUCUACAGAACCUAGCUGUGUGUCUCUGAGGAGUAACAGAUCUAGGACUCCACCACCUGCAUUCAGUGACAAUCCUUUCCAGGAAGAAACACAUGAGCUGACCAGAUCUGUGCUGUCUUCUUUAACCCAUUCUCAGACUCAUGUCAGACAGGACAUAACUGAAGCAGUCCUGCAGACACACACACUGGAUACUGAAGACCUGCAGAGAGUCAAAGACCAACACAAAACCAGCAUGAAGAUCAAGUAUGAGAGAUUAUUUGAGGGAAUCAAACUCCAAGACAAUGAAACACUCCUGAACAGGAUCUACACACAGCUCUACAUCAUAGAGGGAGAGAGAGAAGGAGUGAAUAAAGAACAUGAGGUUUUACAGAUGGAGAAAACAGCCAGAACACAACACUCACAAGACACUCCAAUCUACUGCAAUGACAUCUUUAAAGCCUCACCUGAACCAGGAUGUGAGGAGAAAGACCAAAUCAAGACUGUUCUUACUAAAGGAAUCGCUGGAAUCGGAAAAACAGUCUCUGUACAGAAGUUCAUUCUGGACUGGGCCGAGGGAAAAGCCAAUCAGGAUGUAGAUUUCAUGUUUGUAUUUCCAUUUCGAGAGCUGAACUUGAUCCGAGAUCAUCAGUACAGUCUUCACAGACUUCUGCUGGACUUUCAUCCUGAACUUCAAGAUCUGGACUCAAAGAUUUAUGAGGAGUGUAAAGUUGUGUUCAUCUUUGAUGGUCUGGAUGAAAGCAGGAUCACACUGAUGUUUUCAGAUGCUCAGAAAGUUUCUGAUGUGACUGAGACUUCAUCAGUGGGUGUGUUGAUGUCAAACCUCAUGAAAGGAGAGCUGCUUCCCUCUUCUCUCAUCUGGAUCACCUCCAGACCAGCAGCAGCCAAUCAGAUCCCCAUCAAAUACAUCAACCGUCUGACUGAGAUUCAGGGAUUCAGUGAGCCUCAGAAGGAGGAAUAUUUCAGGAAGAGAAUCAGUGACGAGCAUCAAGCCAGCAGAAUCAUCUCACACAUCAGAAGAACAAGAAGCCUCCACAUCAUGUGCCACAUACCCGUCUUCUGCUGGAUCUCAUCCACUGUGUUUCAAAAGCUCUUGAAAGAAGAUCUGAGUGCAGAAAUCCCUCAAACUCUGACUGAAAUGUACAUCCACUUCCUGCUGAUUCAGAUCAACAUGAGUAAUCAGAAGUACGAAGAGAGAGUUCCAGAGAAACUCCUGCAGUCCAACAGAGAAGUGAUUGUGAAACUUGCUGAAGUGGCUUUCAAACAGCUGAUGAAGGGCAAUGUGAUGUUCUAUGAGGAGGACCUGAGAGAGAGCGGUAUAGACGUCACUGAAGCAUCAGUGUAUUCUGGGAUUUGCACUGAGAUCUUUAAGGAGGAAUCUGUGAUUCAUGAGAGGAAAGUCUACAGCUUCAUUCAUCUGAGCAUUCAGGAGUUUCUCGCUGCUUUCUAUGCAUUUUACUCUUACGUAAUCAAAACAAUUGACACAUUGCAGCUUUGUGAUGUGGUGCAUAAUCUGCAUAGGGACACAAUAGUUAAAACCCUUAAAAGUGAGAAUGGACACCUGGAUUUGUUCCUGCGGUUCCUGCUGGGCAUCUCACUGGAGUCCAAUCAGAGACUCUUACAGGAUAUACUGACACACACAGAGAACAGCUCAGAGAGCAUCAGCAGAACCACACAGUACAUUAAAGAGAAGAUCAAAGAUGGACAUGGACUCUCCAUUGAAAGAUCCAUCAAUCUGUUCCUCUGUCUGCUGGAAGUGAAAGAUCAGACUCUGUCCAGAGAGAUUCAGGAGUUUGUGAAAUCAGACAAACACUCAGAGAGUAAACUCUCUCCUGCUCACUGCUCAACAAUCGCUUACAUGCUUCAGAUGUCAGAGGAGGUGCUGGAUGAGCUGGAUCUCAAGAAAUACAACACAUCAGAUGAUGGUAGAAGACGACUGAUUCCAGCUGUGAUCAAUUGCACAAAAGCUCUUCUUGCUGGCUGUAAUCUCACUGCUCAGGAUUGUGAAAUUGUAUCAUCAGCUCUGCAAUCCUCAAACUGUGUCCUGAGAGAGCUGGACCUGAGUAACAAUGACCUGCAGGAUUCAGGAGUGAAGGUGCUCUCUAAUGGACUAAAGAGUCCAAACUGUCCACUGGAGAUACUGAGGUUGUCUGGCUGUAUGGUGACAGAGGAAGGCUGUGGUCAUGUGUCUUCAGCUCUGAGUUCAAACCCCUCACAUCUGAGAGAGCUGGAUUUAAGCUACAGUUACCCAGGAAAAUCAGGAGUCCAGCUGCUCAACGACAAGCUGGUUGAUCCAAACUGCUCACUGCAGAUACUCAAGUAUGUGGGUUUAAUAUGA